Haplochromis burtoni (Burton's mouthbrooder) is the source of this 1256-nucleotide messenger RNA. Its product is annotated as pentraxin fusion protein. The transcript is spliced from 3 exons. The coding region runs from base 17 to 682 and encodes 221 amino acids. The record is from RefSeq and is a predicted model, not a curated record. NCBI's taxonomy places the organism in Eukaryota, Metazoa, Chordata, Actinopteri, Cichliformes, Cichlidae.
GGUUUGUGGAGACAAAAUGAGACCUCUGAUUGGCCUUUUCCUCAUCACCGUCUCCAUGGCAUUGGCUGGGAGUGUUCCCAUUAAGACCCUGGUAUUCUCCACUGCGACGAGCACCAGUUAUGUUGAGAUGAUCCCUCAAAGGCUGAUGAACCUGACUGCGUUCACUCUGUGCAUGCGAGUGGCCACGGAGCUCAGCGGCCAGCGAGAGAUCAUCCUCUUUGCAUACCGGACUGGAAGCUACGAUGAGCUGAAUGUGUGGCGUGAACUGGAUGGAAGACUGUCCUUUUACAUGGCUGGAGAUGGUGUUUUAUUUAAAGUCCCUGAGCUCGGAGCCCUGCAGACCCACCUGUGUGUCACCUGGGAUUCCACUUCAGGUUUAGCUGCCCUCUUCCUGGAUGGCAAGAGGAGCUUAUCCAAAAUCUACAGGAAGGGUCACACUGUCAGCCCAGGAGGCAGGGUUAUCCUGGGACAAGAUCCGGAUUCUUUCCUGGGUUCUUUUGAUGAGCAGCAGAGUUUUGUUGGUGAGAUCUGUGAUGUGAACAUGUGGGACGUUGUUCUGGCAGAUAGCGUGAUACAAGGCAUGUUUGCAGGGAAGAGAGUAGCAAGAGGAAAUGUUUUUGACUGGGAAAGCACAGAGCUGAGAAUUAACGGGGACGUCGAGGUCGCCAUUCGUGAGCUGUAGUUAUAAUGCUCACCCACAGGAAAACCCCCAUUCUGCUGUAUGAAAUAAUGGCUAUUCAUCAAACUGUGUGUCAAUAUCACUAACGUUACUUUAAGUUUUUAGAAAACAAAUAUGUGCUGACAUCACCUGUUUUUAAUUAUAUAUUAAAUACUCAACACAGAUUCAUAUUGUUCUAGAUUAUUCUUAUCACUUAUUUGUACUUACUUUUAAUCACACUGUCAUAGUCCCAUUGUUGUAUUAUGAGAGUUUUUAGAGCUUUUCUGUCAGUUAUUUCCAUGCAUUGAGUUCUUUUAGUUUCCUUCCCCAGUCUCAGUCUAACGUUGCUACAUGUGGGUUUGUGUCUAACUGCUGCAUUUGUUAUUUGUCUUCAUUUUUACUACCCCUCCUGUCACCUGUGUCUACUUACCCUAAUCACCCUUGUAUGUGUGCCAUCUUCCCCUCACACUUUUGUUUUAACGUCUGUGACGAUAUCUUGUAUGUUUUCUCUCCAUGCACUUGUGGAUUUGGUUUCGUAAAAACUUUUACGUUUUCCUUUGUAGGCUUGUGCCAUCAGCUUAUUAAAGAUUGUCCUAUU